Molecule: messenger RNA, 1965 nt
Organism: Cladophialophora immunda
Lineage: Eukaryota; Fungi; Ascomycota; Eurotiomycetes; Chaetothyriales; Herpotrichiellaceae
Exons: 3
Coding region: 1-1965 (654 amino acids)
Biological process (GO): DNA-templated transcription; positive regulation of transcription by RNA polymerase II
Molecular function (GO): sequence-specific DNA binding; zinc ion binding; DNA-binding transcription factor activity, RNA polymerase II-specific
Source: RefSeq, a predicted model, not a curated record
AUGGAGGACUUGUUGCUCCGCUGGCCAGGACGCCUAGAAAGUAACAGAGCACAUCGCCGAGUGACGUCUGUCUGUUCACGCUGCCGACGGCGCAAGAUUAAAUGCGACUUCCAACUCCCUAGUUGCAGCGCCUGCAAGAAGGCUUCUGUCGAUUGUAAGGGAUACGAUGUCGGCCUGGAGCGUGAGGUACCCCGGAGCAUCGUGCGAUACCUCGAGGGUCGCAUGGCGGAGCUGGAGGUCGAGUUGGAUCAGUUGCGCAAGGACGUGCGUGUCCGAGCCAUGCCCAACGGUUCAUACGAGCAGGUCACACUGGCCACAACGCUUGCUGCAGCCAUGUUAGAAGUCGUGUCUCCGAACUUGUCUCAUUCGACAUCUUGGCCUAUUUUCUCGGCCUUUCACUUGAGUCCCUCCAGUCUCCCAAUGCCUCUGAAGGCACACUUCAGCAGCAGCGGGUGGCCAACCGAGGAGCAAUUGGGCGGGAAUCUCAAGAUACCAAAAGAACCUACACGUCCCACUAAGCUGAUGCGGUUGUCCGAAGUCCCACGGAACGCCGCCGAUGUGAUGAUCAAAACGUUCACCGAACAUCAUCUGCCUCAGUAUCCCUCCAUCUCCGAGACAACGCUGUCGGACAGCUACGAGGCUUGCUAUGGGUCGGCCGAGAAUGCAUCCUCGUUCGAAAGGUUCAUCACCUACAUGGCGCUCGCCAUCAGCGCAAAGACCUUGGCCUGGAAAUCCGAGAAAUUCGCCUUUUCGACCAGCCUCGCCUUCUGGAACCUGGCCAAGGAGGAAUUGAAGGAUCCAUCAUGCAACUAUACGCCUGUUACCAGAUUGCAGGUUACGCUGCUGUUGGCCCAUUACGCCUUGACGAACCCGUCCGCCGCUAACUUGUGGUAUUGCGUGGGUGACGCCGCUCGACUUUGCAUCCAGUUUGGGUACCAUCGAGAGCCGGCUCCGAAUGCGAACGUGGAUUUGGUGGAGCUGGAAAGCCGUCGAAGACUCUUCUGGACCACUUACGGCCUGGAAAGAGCACUGUCCUCCUACCUCCGAUUGCCUUUUCUAAUCAAUGAGGAUGUCAUAACCACCCAGUAUCCGUCAGUGCUGCCCGACUCGUGUAUUAGGCCAGAUGGUUUGUUCCCUGGACCUCAGAAGAAGGCGGCUGCCCUCCACAUGUGGCAGUACCGACGCCUGGAAAGCGAGGUCUUCCGCGUUCUCUUUUUGCAGGAGGACGUUUUCCCGUUGAUGACCCUGCAGGAAUGGAUGGACGACAUAUCGGUGCGGGUGACCAACUGGCACCGGAAAGCCACGACCGAUUUCGCGCCCGAGGACAAGAUUGAAUCGCGCGACGUUCAUCUCAAUUUUCUCAAGGGACGGCUACAUCGUCCGACUCCGCGCAACCCGUUCCCAUCGCAAGCUAGUCGCCUCCUAUACAUCGACACGGCACUACAGAUCUCUCAGGAUUUCCGUUCGCAGAAGCGCCAGGGACGACUAUACUACCCGUGGUUCGCAGUGCACAUCCUCUUCGAGAGCGCCGUGGUGAUGCUGGAUACGGCGUGGUCUUGCGCCGACUGGCUACCCUCCAAGCUCGACAUCGGCCCUGUUGUCAACGGCAUUCGCUCUUUCUCGUCCGUGUUGAUGGACACGGCGACGCUGUGGCCUGCUGCGGGCCACUGUGCCAAUGCGAUCGAAAAUUUGGCCAAGCCGGUGCUGGGCCGACUCGAGGCCACGGCGGCGGGGUUGGACCCAGGCCCGUCAGAUGAAGGCGUUGCAUCUUUACUUGCCGACUAUCUAUUCCCUGAUCCGGACCUGAAGCCUACCCUGGUGUCCAACGAUAUGACCCUCCCGCUCGCUUGGGAACAAGUGGACGAAGUGGAAGCGGACGUGGAUUUCGACUGGAGUGCGUACCAAGAUCUCCCAGGUCUCGUCGAUCCUUUCCCAUUUGACUUCCAAGAUAGCAAUGACUUCUAA